AUGGCUAGAAAGCCCAAGGCCAAGGGUGCACCUCUCGCAGACAACAACAAGCGAAACAACAACGAUGCUGCCACUCAAGGCGCAAGUCUACCUGUCAAACCCAUCCCGGGAACAAGAUCUCUCACCACCUCUCCCGCCGUCAACGCCAGCCCCUCGCGCCCAGCAGGCGGAAAGCUAGACACCCUUUUCGUUCUCCCAGCAGAAGUUCGCCAAAUCAUCUACGGCCACCUGCUUAGCACCACAAUCAUCAAGAUUGAUGAGCGCCGACUGUUGCGCAGACGUACGGCCUCACAACGCCAAAACGACUAUCACAUGGGAGAUUUCAAGGCAAAGCAGCUGGGCAUCACAAGCGUAUGCAAGCUUGUAAGAAUGGAAGUCCUAGAACGUUUCUGGGCACAGAUCACCAUCCGCUUCGCAAGCACUUAUGUGUUUGCGAGAUUCUUGGGGGCGUACCGUCCCAUGGACCAAGUCCUAGAUAUCGGCUCGCGCAACCUCCCGGUCCUUGGCAGGUGCGCAAAUGUCCAGGUCGUCGUCAAGGCUGAGAGAGGCACCAUCAGCGGUCUCCAGGCUGCUUACGAAAUUGGAAGACUGGUGGAUUGCUCUAUUGAGCCCGAGCUCCUUGAGGAUACCCCUUCCACUCGCAUGUCCGCUUACAUCGUCGAGUCCACACGCCUCAGAAUGGCGGAUAUUAAGAGAAACCACGAGUUGAUGGAACAAGGAGCGGGUUUCGCGCCAAUGGGGCAGCUGAGAGCCAUUUGAAGGAGGGAUUGAUGGAGAGAACAUUCUACGAACGCAUGGAGGAUUUCCGACGACACGCCACGCCAAAUCUCCUGUGUCGGAAUUCCUUCUGUCGAACGAUGAUGCGAUUGUCAUUCGUGCGAAGAAGCGCAUGGCUCGACAGUCAGCGCUUGACAGUACGCUCAGGGAUGUCGAUUGGGCCGAGUGCGAGAUUCG
Molecule: messenger RNA, 954 nt
Organism: Aureobasidium pullulans EXF-150
Lineage: Eukaryota; Fungi; Ascomycota; Dothideomycetes; Dothideales; Saccotheciaceae
Exons: 2
Coding region: 1-759 (252 amino acids)
Source: RefSeq, a predicted model, not a curated record